CGCAAGGCACAAGUUCCUCCGCAGACAACCGUAGCAGCAAACAUGGUGAAGGUGACCGAGUUCAAGGUGGGCAUGACGUGCGACGGCUGCUCCAGCGCCUGCACGCGCAUCCUGACCAAGAUCGAGGGCGUGACGAGCGUCAAGUGCGACGUGGAGAAGCAGCAGAUCCUGGUGGAGGGCGACGCCGACGAGAACGCGAUGCUGGAGGCGCUGCAGAAGUGGUCCAAGGCCAGCGGCAAGAGCGUGGCGCUGGCGUAAGUCCAUCUCGCUGUCUCCUCCGUCCGCGAGCCCUUCUCCUCCUUCUCCUCCUUGACGUCUCAAGUGCUCCGACCCCCACUCGUUGAAUUACCGCGCCGCGCCUCGCAUCGCAGCAAGCGCCGAAGCUGAACUGGGGAAAUUAAGACAAUCGAAGAGUUUUUUUUAGCGUGCGAACUUGUGCGCUGGCAUGAACCUUGUCCUCUGACGCAAGGAUCCCUC
This is a messenger RNA of Phytophthora sojae, 477 nucleotides long. RefSeq lists its product as hypothetical. Gene Ontology annotation, biological process: copper ion transport. Gene Ontology annotation, cellular component: cytosol. The coding region runs from base 43 to 258 and encodes 71 amino acids. The transcript has 2 exons. Gene Ontology annotation, molecular function: copper chaperone activity; metal ion binding. Lineage: Eukaryota; Oomycota; Peronosporomycetes; Peronosporales; Peronosporaceae. The record is from RefSeq and is a predicted model, not a curated record.